Molecule: messenger RNA, 1527 nt
Organism: Pipistrellus nathusii (Nathusius's pipistrelle)
Lineage: Eukaryota; Metazoa; Chordata; Mammalia; Chiroptera; Vespertilionidae
Source: the annotation of a GenBank genome assembly
AUGGGCCGCCUCCCGCGGGCCGCGCUGCCGUGGCUGCCGCUCGCCCUGCUGGCGGCCGCGGGGGCCCCCGAGGCGCCGGUGAGCGCGCCGCGCAGCCUGGCGUGGGGCCCCGGGCUGCAGGCGGGCGUCGUGCUGCCCGUCCGCUAUUUCUACCUGCAGGCCGUCAGCUCCGAGGGCCGCAACCUCACCCGCCCGCCCCCAGGUCCAGCACAAUUUAAAGUAGUAGUCAAAUCUCUUUCACCUAAAGAGUUGGUCCGGAUUCAUGUCCCCAAACCUUUGGACAGGAAUGAUGGGACAUUUUUGAUCAGGUAUAGGAUGUAUGAAUCUGUCAAUGAAGGGCUGAAGAUAGAGGUCCUUUAUGGUGAUGAACAUGUGGCCCAGUCUCCCUAUAUUUUGAAAGGACCCAUAUACCACGAGUACUGUGCGUGUCCACAAGAGGAUCCCCAGGCUUGGCUGCAAACUCUUUCUUGUCCGACCGAAGAACCACAGAUUGCAAAAGAUUUUGCUUCCUUUCCCAGCAUCAAUCUCCAGCAGAUGCUACGCGAAGUUCCAAAACGGUUUGGGGAAGAGAGGGGUGCCAUUGUCCACUACACGAUUCUCAAUAACCACAUCUACCGGAGACCGUUAGGGAAAUACACGGACUUCAAAAUGUUCUCAGAUGAGAUCCUGCUAUCACUGGCAAGAAAGGUCCUUCUCCCAGAUUUAGAAUUUUAUAUUAAUCUUGGAGAUUGGCCUUUGGAACACCGAAAAGUCAAUGAAACGCCUGGCCCUUUACCUAUCAUUUCAUGGUGUGGCUCUCUGGAUUCCCGAGAUAUUAUCCUUCCGACAUAUGACACCACUCACUCCACACUCGAAGCAAUGAGAGGUGUUUCAAAUGACCUCCUCUCUAUUCAGGGAAAUACAGGGCCUUCCUGGGCCAAUAAGACAGAGAAGGCGUUCUUCAGAGGGCGGGACAGCCGGGAGGAGCGGCUCCAGCUGGUGCAGCUGGCCAAGGAAAACCCAGAGCUGCUGGAUGCGGGGAUCACGGGGUACUUCUUCUUCCAAGAGAAAGAAAAAGAGCUCGGAAAGGCCAAAUUGAUCGGUUUCUUCGAUUUCUUUAAGUACAAGUAUCAAGUGAACGUGGAUGGGACCGUUGCUGCUUACAGAUAUCCGUAUCUCAUGCUGGGCGACAGUCUGGUUCUGAAGCAGGACUCCCCGUAUUAUGAACAUUUUUAUGUGGCACUCCAGCCUUGGAAACAUUAUGUACCGAUUAAAAGAAAUCUUGCUGAUUUACUGGAGAAAGUUAAAUGGGCCAAGGAAAAUGAUGAAGAAGCCAAGAGGAUUGCAAAAGAAGGGCAGUUGACUGCCAGGGACUUGCUACAGCCACACAGGCUUUACUGCUACUAUUACAGGGUACUGCAGAAUUACGCUGAGCGCCAGUCCAGCAAACCCGAAAUACGUGAUGGGAUGGAACUUGUUCCUCAGCCGCAUGAUGACACGUCCGUCUGCCAGUGCCAGGGGAAGAGCCCUUCGAGAGAAGAACUCUAA